Pseudomassariella vexata is the source of this 477-nucleotide messenger RNA. RefSeq lists its product as uncharacterized. The record is from RefSeq and is a predicted model, not a curated record. The transcript has a single exon. NCBI's taxonomy places the organism in Eukaryota, Fungi, Ascomycota, Sordariomycetes, Amphisphaeriales, Pseudomassariaceae. Bases 1 to 477 code for a protein of 158 amino acids.
AUGUCGAACCCCUUGCUAUCAAAACUGGAGAUCUCCGUGCGGAAGGCGUCCGCAAGCCCACCCAAGCUGGCCAUUAGCGUGACCAACACCCACGACCAGUCCCUCACGGUUCUGAAAUGGGACUCGCCGCUUGACCCGCUGGUAAUCCAGCUUGGACACCUCAAGAUCACGCCCGUUGGUGCUGAUGGGCCCUUGGAUAUUCCCAUCAUUCAGGUUCGGCGCAUAAUGCCAGCUGGCAAAGACCAGCUUGUCACGAUUGAGCCAGGGGAGACAAAGGAGCAUGAGAUUGAGUUGAAAGAGACGAUCGUUCCGCUUGAUAAGUUAGCAGGAGGCGCCAGGAUCGUCUGUGAGGGGGAGUGGACGAGUGUGUGGCAAUCCAAGUUGGAAGAGGUCGACAAGGAAGCAUUAGAGAAUCUUGGUAUGGGGAAUGCUCUGAGGGGCAGUUAUGAGUCGAAACCCGUCACUGUCGAAUUCUAA